UUCAGAUUUCCUCAUCAUGUUAAAGUAUUCUGAUGAAAAACUGGCCAUUUUAAUAGGGGUACCGAUUGUGACGUUUAUUCUGAUAUGGACGAUUGCCAUUUUUCACAAAAAUCGAAGAAAAUGGGGACCGUACGAUAUAGUGAUUGUCUCCAUAAUUGUACAAAGUAUUCUUAGAAACGUGGCCUCUGUAGUGUACACGUCCUGGUUGGUGGUCAGGCAGGCUAAUAUGAGCAUGGAGGUCUGCAGUGGCACCGUGUGGAUUUUUAACAGCGUCCACACAUUCCAAGCGAGCUCUUUGACAACAUUAGCAGUGAUAGCUCUUUUCUCUACAAAACUAGAAACUAAACAACUGAGUAUUCGACAGUACCUGAUGCGCACUCACAUCGUCUAUCACAUGUUCUGCCUCACUACUCUCUGCGCUUGCGUAGGUGUAGCCGCCAUCUUGGCUCAAGAGAUUCCUCCAUCUUCUCACAAUGCUACCAACACGGGGUUCGAUUUUUUAAAAGAUGCCUAUCAAAAUGUUUACACGCAGUGUCUUUUCAUGCCAUUUCAAUUAGACGUUAAAUACAGCGUGUUCAUUUUAACGUUGCACGUAUUUUUGACCGUGGUUUCUGGUAGUUGCCUUAUUUGGAUCCUGAUUAUUGUGGUGAGGGUACGACGAAAGAACUUUAGCUACUUAAAAAAAUCGGCAUCGGACCUUAGUGACCUUAGCUUGGCCAGUAUGGUCAAUGUUAACGAAAACUUGCAAGGUGGCAAAGGCACUUAUGACACUUAUACCAUUCACAAGGGGUGCAACAUUGACGGUUACGGAAAUUGUUGUGAAAACCAUAGCAACGGGCAAGUGUCGAAUUCCAAUAUUGGUUGGUCCAGUGAUCCUUCUGCUACAGUGAGCUCUUCGAAUAGUAGGAGGCCGUGUUUGAAUGAACAUGGACAGCGGUUGAAAGAAGAGGAUCCUGAUGGAACCGGAUUGCAAACCAUGUAUCCUGUUUUAACCGUGUGUUACCUCUUCAAUCACAUACCAGUUAUUUGCGAGGGUAUCUUGUUAGAAGCCCUCGUUGAGAAGGAGAUCGUGAUGGCGGCGCGUCCGGUCGCGGCUACCCAGGUGGUACAACCAGGGGUGUCGUUUGCGGACAAGGUGCGAGGGGGGAAGCAAACGUCGGGUAAACCGACCACCGCUAAAGCUCCCAAACCUAGCCGCCCUGUACAAAAGGGCACUAUAAAGACGGCCAAGCCUGGUAACAAGGCUGCCUCCAAGCAGAAGGGUGUCGCGGUGAUCGUGAGGUCACACGACAAGAAGCUCUCUGCGGACGAGGUUAAGGCCAAAGUAUUGGCAGUGGGUGGCGCACUCGGACGUGUCCGGGUAUGUGCAUUGCGAAGAGUGAAGGAGGGGGUCGUCAUUGAGACGAAGACCCCCGAAGAGGCAGAGGAACUGCUAAAGAGCGAAGAGCUCCAAAAGCAGGGACUCACGGCCGCCACCCCGCAAAAGAUAGGGCCGAAGAUCCUGAUCAAGGAUGUCCCAUCGGCCCUAACAGACGAGGAGAUCCUUAGGGAUCUCCAGGCCAAAAACCUGGAGGGAGUGGUUUCACCCGAGGAGUUCGCCUCUCGGGUGACGAUACGAGGUAGGAGAAAGGCUCCUGCAGUACGCAAAGGUGAAAGUGGUGCAUGCACGACUAAAGAGUGCUGGGUGACGCUUGAGGUAACCCCUCAAGUUAAAGAGUCCGUACUAAGAGAGAGAAGGGUGUACCUCGGCAUGCAGUCGUGUAGGGUCGAGGACACCGAUGAUCAUCCUGCAGAAGCACAGUCUCCGCGCUUUGCUUCCGCUGUGGAGAGGAGGGACACCAGCGAACGGCCUGCGACAGGCCAAUUAGCUGUGUGA
Molecule: messenger RNA, 1876 nt
Organism: Agrilus planipennis (emerald ash borer)
Lineage: Eukaryota; Metazoa; Arthropoda; Insecta; Coleoptera; Buprestidae
Exons: 4
Coding region: 17-1876 (619 amino acids)
Source: RefSeq, a predicted model, not a curated record